This is a messenger RNA of Egretta garzetta (little egret), 6405 nucleotides long. It is a transcript of the gene PTPRB, whose product is annotated as protein tyrosine phosphatase receptor type B. The record is from RefSeq and is a predicted model, not a curated record. Gene Ontology annotation, molecular function: cadherin binding; protein tyrosine phosphatase activity. Gene Ontology annotation, biological process: protein dephosphorylation; angiogenesis. NCBI's taxonomy places the organism in Eukaryota, Metazoa, Chordata, Aves, Pelecaniformes, Ardeidae.
AUGGAUUCUUUAUUUCACGUCCUGGUUUCUACCUGUCUUGCCUUGACAUUCUCAGAAGGGUUUCUGAUUAUCCAUGUCCAGAAACAGCAGUGUCUUUCAGAAAAGAGAGGAGUCAUUAUGGAAAAGUGCAAUAUGACCAAGCUCAACCAGCAGUGGCGGUGGACAGCAGAUGACAAGCUCUUCCACGUGAAAUCUGGCCAGUGCCUGAGCAUCUCUACACGCUCUGCCCUGUCAUCUCGCAGCAUCAUCGUUGAUUGUCCCCAGGCAGUCAGCUGGACUUGCCACGAGGAGGAUGGGCUCCUGAAGGUGGCCAACAGCUCUCUCUUUCUCACAAAGCAAGGUCAGAAGGUAAUGGCCAAGCAGAGUAAGAAAUACCUUCAUACAUGGAUGCAGCUAGAAGACAGCGAGACGGGAAAACCUGUUUAUGUAAAUCUGUGCUCAAAGCAAGAUCUCCAAGAAGCAGACACUUGGGUAUGGAGUAAUAGAACUACAUCCCCCCCUUUAAAGGCUGUUACCUCUAGGCUUGAAAAUCUGCUGAAGAGUAGCACAGAGAUGUUCGUCAGAAACGUGACUGAACACUUCAGUAAAAAUCUCAUUGAAAACCUCUACUUUGACUUGAAAUCUGCUGUAACAGAGAAAGCCUGGAUUCCAACAACCACUCUUCAAUACUCUAGCACUACAGAGAAGCCGCUCGCCGACGGGGAGGCUGUCAGCAUCUCCGUGCAGACAGAUCCCUUACCACCACCUCGGUUUGAAAUUAAUAAGGAAAAAACUACACUCACAAGCUUGCAGGUUCAGUGGGAUCCUUCCCCGGGAAAGGUGGACUUGUAUAACCUAGUAUUAUUUGAUCAUGAUAAUAAAACGAUACAAGAAGUCUCCAUACCAGGAAGAAUUUCAAAAACAGAAAAUACUUUUUCCAGACUCAUCCCUGGGAAUAAAUACAACAUCGUCCUCAGUGCAGUUGCUGGAAAUAAGAGUACCCCAGAACUUCACCUAAGUGGAUCUACUGUGCCAUCCCCUGUGAAAAAUAUUCAGGUCAGUGUCAAGACAGACACUAUCCAUGCUUCAUGGUCUCCUGGCUCUGGGCACGUGGAUCGUUACAGGCUGGUGUUACUGGAUAAUCAUGUCCCAGUUCAUGAGAUUCACCAAGAAGAUCCUCUGACCUCCUACACAUUUUCAGGACUCACAGCAGGCCACGUGUAUAACCUCUCUAUCAUAGCCCAGGCUGCAGGACUGGAGAGCAUCAGUUUUCAAACCGUCAGGACAGCUCCAGCUGAAGUCUUAGAUCUGACAGUGACGAACGAUGACAGCUUAGAUGCUUUAAAAGUUAAGUGGAGAAGACCUUCAGGAAACCUCAAUUUCUAUAAUAUCACUCUGUCUCAUCCUGGAUCAGUUAAAGAAGUCAAAACUGUACAGCCACCGGUCACAGAGACUCACUUUGACAACCUAACUCCAGGACGUCUUUAUCAGGUUACUGCCCGCACAGUCAGUGGUGAACUGUUUACUGAUCAGAUGGCAACUGGCAGGACAUUUCCCCAGAAAGUUUCUGAGCUGAAAGCCGGCGGCGGAGGCUGGCUGAGGUCUCUGCAAGUGAACUGGCUGCCCCCUGCGGGAGACUGGGAGAGGUACCACCUGCUCCUCUGGAACCACUCGGCCCUGGUGCUCAACACCACCCUCGAGAAGGAUGCCACAGAGUACCUCAUCCAUGACGUGGGCCUCAUCCCGGGGAGGCAGUAUGACGUGGAUGUCAUUGUGGAGAGUGGCAAUUUGCAGAGCAAGGCUAGCUGCACGGGGAGAACAGCUCCAGAGCCUGUUCUCCAGCUCCGUGUGAAGCAUGCUAAUGAAUCUUCACUUAGUGUCAUGUGGAUGACCCCUGUUGCAGAAUGGGACAGCUAUGUGGUUUCACUGGGAGACAGGGAUCUUACUGUUAUAAAAAAAGGGCUUGUAAAAGAAGCUAAGGAAUUCACUUUUACUGACUUGGUACCUGGAAGAAAAUACACAGUUACCAUCACUACCAUUAGUGGGAUUUUAAGCAACUGGACUUCAGUGGAAGGAAGAACAGUGCCAGCCCAAGUGACUGGUCUGACUGUGGCAAGUCAGGGAUCAACCAACAGCUUGUUCACCAACUGGACAAGAGCACUGGGAGAUGUAGACUCAUACCAAGUGCUACUGAUUUACGAGAAUGUUGUCAUUAAAAAUGAGACUGUUCCCAGUGAAACCAACAGAUACCACUUCUACCCCCUGAAACCUGGAGGACUCUAUUCAGUUGUUGUCACCACUGUCAGCGGGGGGAUAUCUUCAAGGCAAACAAUCGCAGAGGGGAGGACAGUUCCUUCCAGCGUGACUGGAGUAACAGUAAAUAACUCAGGUCGCAGUGACUACCUCAGUGUUUCUUGGCUGCCAGCUUCUGGAGAUGUAGACAGUUAUUUGGUAACACUCUCUCACGAUGACCAGAUUGUUCAGACUCUCACCAUUUCCAAAUCCUUCAGUGAAUGCUCCUUCAGCAGCCUUACUCCUGGGACGCUUUACAAUGUGAUGAUAACCACGAAGAGUGGGAAGUAUGAAAAUUAUUCCUUCAGCCAGGAACGAACAGUUCCUUCAAGUGUUCAGGGACUUACUGUUAGCAAUUCAGCCAGAAGUGACUACUUGAAGGUGUCCUGGUUGCAUGCCUCUGGAUAUUUUGAUAAUUAUGAAGUGAUCAUCAAGAACAACAAUGAUUUCAUCCAAACAAAAAGUGUCCCGAAGGAUGAAAAUGAAUGUGUGUUCACCAAUCUGGUCCCAGGGAGGCAGUACAGUGUCACAGUCAGCACAAGGAGUGGGAAAUACGAAACUAGUGAAAGAGUCUAUGGCAGAACAAUGCCAGAGUCAGUGAAGGAACUGACUCUUAGUAACAGAAGCACAGAAGAUCUGCAGGUAACUUGGUCAAAGGCUGAGGGGGAUGUUGAUAAAUAUGAGAUUCAGCUCCUCUUCAAUGAUAUGAAGAUUUUCCCACCCAUUUUCCUUGGGAACACCAUUGAGGAGUAUUGGUUCACAGCUCUGACUCCAGGACGUCUAUACAAAAUUCUUGUCUUGACUAUCAGUGGAGAUGCACAACGUGCUACUUUCAUAGAAGGCCUGACAAUUCCAAGUGCGGUCAGAAACAUUCAUGUGUCACCUAAUGGCAUGACAAACAGCCUGAAAGUGAGCUGGACUCCUGGAGGUGGAGAUGUUGAUUCCUACACAGUGACUAUAUUUCAGCAAAACCACCAGCUUGAUUCCCAGAGUGUCUCCAAACACGUCUCUGAGCACGUGUUUCACAAGUUGGAAGCUGGGGAGCAGUACCGGGUUGUGGUGCAAUCUAACAGUGGCACCUUGCACAACAGCUUAGCAGCUUUUGGGAGAACAAUUCCAGCCUCUGUCCAGGAAUUAUUAGUCCAUCAUGCCUACAGCAGUCACUCCUUGUUAGUAACCUGGCAGAAAGCUCCUGGUGUAGCUGAAAGAUAUGACAUUCUGCUCUUGAAUGAGCAAGAAGUCCUCCUGAGCAACAAAUCAGAGCCAGCUACUGCCAAACAGCACAAAUUUGAAGAUUUAUUAGCCGGCAAGAAGUAUAAAAUACAAGUUUUGACAGUCAGUGGUGGGCUCUUCAGUAAAGGAGCAGAAACUGUUGGUCGAACAGUUCCAGCAGCUGUCACAAACCUGAAGGUCACAGAGAACACCACUGACCGACUGUCCUUCAGCUGGAACACCUCACAAGGGGAGCUUGAUUCAUAUGACAUCUUCCUAUACAACCCAGACAAGUCCCUUCAUGACAGGAUUUCAGGAGAGCAGCACCUCCAGAAAUGUUCAUUCCAGAACCUGCGGCAAGGCAGGAUGUAUCGAAUGGUGAUUGUUACCCACAGCGGAGACCUCACUAAUGAGUCGUCUGUCUUUGGAAGAACAGUGCCAGCCCCAGUUGUUGGUCUCAAGGCAUCUAACCGAAACAUGACAGACAGUCUGUGGUUCACCUGGGGUCCAGCAGCAGGAGAUGUUGACUUCUAUGAGCUGAAUCUUUACAACCCAAAUGGGACACAGAAAGAAACAUGGCACAGGAAAGACCUGAAAGAAUGGCAUUUCCAGGGGCUUAUUCCUGGCAGAAAGUACACUCUGGUUGUGGUCACUCACAGUGGUGACCUGACCAACGCAGCAAACGCUGAAGGAAGAACAGCACCCAGCCCUCCCAACACUGUAUCCUUUACUGAUGUUGCAAACACUUCUUUAUCAAUCACCUGGCUGGGUCCUCCAGACUGGACAGACUAUGAUGAUUUUGAGUUGCAGUGGCUUCCAAAAGAUCCCCUCACAGUAUUCAAUCCCUACAGCAGCAGCAAAUCAAAAGUACGCAUCAUCUAUGGUCUGCGACCGGGAAGACUCUAUGAGUUCAGUGUCAGAACGGUCAGUGGCGACAGCUGGAAGACAUACAGUCAGUCACAGUCUGCAAGUGUGAGAACAAAACCAGACAAGAUACAAAGUCUUCAUUGUCGGCCCCAGACCUCUACUGCCAUUGCAUGUUCCUGGACUCCUCCUGAUUCUGACUUCGAUGGGUAUAGCGUCGAAUGCAAAAAACUGGACACUCGUGAAGUGGAAUUUUCUAAAAGGAUAGAAAAAGACAAAUCUCUGCUUAAUAUCAUGACCCUCGUUCCCCACAAGCGAUACCUGGUGUCCAUCAAGGUGCAUUCUGCAGACAUGACGAGUGAAGUAGUUGAAGACAGCACCAUCACAAUGAUCGACCGUCCCCCUCCCCCACCUCCAGACAUACGAGUGAACAAAAAAGAGGUGCUGAUUACCAAAUCCUCCAUCAACUUUACUUUCAACUGCAGCUGGUUUAGUGAUACUAAUGGAGCUGUGAAGUAUUUUACUGUGGUUGUGAGAGAGGCUGAUGGUAGUGAAGGACCAAAGCCUGAUGAGCAGCACCCAUUACCUUCCUACCUGGAGUACAAACACAACGACUCAAUACGCAUCUACCAGACAAAUUAUUUUGCCAGUAGGUGUGCUGAAAACCCUGACAGUGACUAUAAAAGCUUUGACAUUAAGCUUGGAGGAGAAAUGGAAAAUCUGGGAGGAAGGUGUGAUCCAGAUCAGCAAAAAUUCUGCGAUGGACCUCUAAAACCUCGGACUGCUUAUAGGAUCAGCAUACGGGCUUUUACCCAGCUCUUCAGUGAAGACCCGAAGGAACUCCCUAAACCGCUACCGCUCCUUGCAGACACCUUUUUCUCUUUACCGAUCACUACAGAGGCAGAGCCUCUGUUUGGAGUUAUUGAAGGUGUGAGUGCUGGCUUGUUUCUGAUUGUGAUGUUAGUGGCUGUUACUGCUUUAUUUGUCUGCAGACAAAAAGUGAGCAAUGGCCACGAAAGACCAACAGCAAGGCUGAGCAUUCGCAGGGACAGGCCACUCUCAGUUCAUCUGAACUUGGGGCAAAAAGGGAACCGGAAAACUUCCAGUCCGAUCAAAGUCAGUCAUUUUGAAGCACACUUCACCAAACUUCAAGCAGACUCCAACUACCUCCUGUCCAAGGAGUAUGAGGACUUAAAAGAUGUGGGUCGAAACCAGACAUGUGACAUAGCACUUCUGCCAGAGAACAGAGGGAAAAAUCGAUACAAUAAUAUAUUGCCCUAUGAUACAUCAAGAGUGAAGCUUUCCAAUGUGGAUGAUGACCCUUGCUCAGAUUAUAUUAAUGCAAGCUACAUACCAGGCAAUAAUUUCCGCAGGGAAUACAUAGCGACUCAGGGCCCUUUGCCUGGUACCAAAGAUGAGUUCUGGAAGAUGGCAUGGGAACAAAAUGUUCACAAUAUUGUCAUGGUAACCCAGUGUGUUGAGAAGGGCCGGGUGAAAUGUGAUCACUACUGGCCCCUUGACCAGGAUUCCUUGUACUACGGAGACCUGAUCGUUGAGAUGCUGUCUGAAUCGGUGCUCCCAGAAUGGACAAUACGAGAGUUUAAAAUCUGCAGUGAAGAGCAGCUUGACUCAACAAGGCUCAUCCGGCACUUCCACUACACUGUCUGGCCAGAUCAUGGUGUGCCGGAGACCACCCAGUCCCUGAUUCAGUUUGUCAGAACUGUAAGGGAUUAUAUCAACAGGACCCCAGACACAGGACCAACUGUCGUGCACUGCAGUGCUGGUGUUGGCAGGACUGGCACAUUCAUUGCACUGGACCGAAUUCUGCAGCAGCUGGAUUCAAAGGACACCGUCGACAUUUAUGCAGCAGUACAUGAUCUAAGACUUCACCGGGUUCACAUGGUUCAGACAGAGUGUCAAUAUGUGUAUCUACAUCAAUGUGUGAGAGAUGUGUUAAGAGCCAGAAAACUUCGCAGUGAACAAGAAAAUCCCUUGUUUCCAAUAUAUGAAAAUGUGAAUCCAGAGUAUCACAGAGAUGCUGUUUAUUCAAGGCCCUAA